AACUGAACCGAACUGAACCGAGGGCCAGUAGAACGGCUCCUAGAAGUGAACGCUAAUCCGACUCGGAGGGUAUCAUGGAGUCGGAGCCGCACACUCCAAGUCGGCACGAGAAGAGCCUGGGGCUGCUCACGAGCAAGUUCGUGUCGCUGCUGCAGGAGGCGCGAGACGGAGUACUGGACCUUAAGGAGGCAGCUGACAUCUUGGCAGUUCGGCAGAAGAGGCGCAUCUAUGACAUCACCAACGUUCUGGAGGGAAUCGGCCUAAUUGAGAAGAAGUCCAAAAACAGCAUCCGGUGGAAGGGUGUUGGUCCUGGCUGCAACACGCGUGAGAUUGCUGAUAAGCUGAUAGACCUGAAAGGGGAGCUAGAGGAUCUGCACCAGCGGGAACAAGAGCUGGACCAGCAGAGGCUCUGGGUCCAGCAGAGCAUCAAGAACGUGACAGAUGAUACUCAGAACAGCCAAUAUCCUUUAAGCACAUUAGUACUCUUCCAAAAUCCACCUCGGUGUCAGACCUCUGUGGGGUUUUGUCUGCUGUGUGUCUGUCAGGGGGGAACCAGCACACCUAGGGACGCGUUUGCACACAUGGUCCUUAACACAGGCGAACACUGGCUUACGUUACUCACGAUGACAUCUGCAGCUGCUUCCAAGGUGUUCAAUGGUUGCAGAAAAUACCAGAUGCACUUGAAGAGCACAGCAGGCUCCAUCGAAGUGUUGCUGGUUAACAAGGAUGCGCCUGGCUCCACCCCUGUGGUGCUGCCUGUCCCACCUCCCAAGGACACAUUCCAAGGGUUUGCCACAUCGCCUGCUCCCGCCACCCCUAAAGAAGCGCCACAGAGUGUGGAGGGUCCUACAGUGGCCACCUCCACUGUCAGUAUGUCGGAGCAGAGUUCUGUACUUUCCAGUGGCUGCAAUGUCUCUCUACUUGCUCCCCCCACUGAAAGUUCACUGCCUUUGGACAUCCGGCCACUGCAGAGCUCCUCUACGUUGGACCGCAGCUCCUCAGUCCCACUUCCCUCAGCAGUUUUUGAACCAAUCAAAUCUGGUCUGUCAGAAUUGAUGGAGUUUCCUAAGAAUCUCUCUGAGGCGUUUGAGUCUUCUAAAGAGAUUACAAGUGCAGAUCUCCUGGAGGAGUUAAUGGCCUCAGAAGUCUUCUCUCCACUACUGCGACUGUCGCCUCCACCUGGUGACCAUGACUACAUCUACAACCUGGAUGAGAGUGAAGGCCUCUGUGACCUUUUCGAUGUGCCAGUCCUUAAUGUUUGACUUUUGAACUCUGUUUUGUGGGACUUGUACAUAGGUAUUUGACUAACAGCAAAAAUAAUAUUUUUGUAACUUUUGACAAAACAGACUUCAAAUUUUUUUGGAUUCCAUUUGACUGCGUGUGUGUGUGUGUGUGUGUGUGUGUGUGUGUCAU
Messenger RNA from Scleropages formosus (Asian bonytongue), 1413 nucleotides. RefSeq names its product transcription factor E2F4-like. NCBI's taxonomy places the organism in Eukaryota, Metazoa, Chordata, Actinopteri, Osteoglossiformes, Osteoglossidae. The transcript has 8 exons. The record is from RefSeq and is a predicted model, not a curated record. Gene Ontology annotation, molecular function: RNA polymerase II cis-regulatory region sequence-specific DNA binding; DNA-binding transcription factor activity, RNA polymerase II-specific. Bases 75 to 1262 code for a protein of 395 amino acids. Gene Ontology annotation, cellular component: RNA polymerase II transcription regulator complex. Gene Ontology annotation, biological process: regulation of transcription by RNA polymerase II.